This is a messenger RNA of Dioscorea cayenensis subsp. rotundata (Guinea yam), 1321 nucleotides long. Its product is annotated as malate dehydrogenase. The record is from RefSeq and is a predicted model, not a curated record. Gene Ontology annotation, biological process: tricarboxylic acid cycle; oxaloacetate metabolic process; malate metabolic process. Gene Ontology annotation, molecular function: L-malate dehydrogenase (NAD+) activity. Bases 87 to 1085 code for a protein of 332 amino acids. NCBI's taxonomy places the organism in Eukaryota, Viridiplantae, Streptophyta, Magnoliopsida, Dioscoreales, Dioscoreaceae. The transcript is spliced from 7 exons.
AUAGUCCCAUAUAUCAUUUGGCUUGUUCCACUCGUUUGUUAUUCGCUCUUCUCAGCCUCUCGCUCUCUCUCGCUUGCGGCGCAGCAAUGGCUAAGGAUCCCGUUCGAGUUCUCGUCACUGGCGCCGCAGGACAAAUUGGUUAUGCACUUGUACCUAUGAUUGCUCGGGGGGUAAUGCUGGGUCCUGAUCAGCCUGUUAUCCUGCACAUGCUUGAUAUCCCUCCAGCUGCAGAAUCCUUGAAUGGGGUUAAGAUGGAGCUGGUCGACGCAGCAUUUCCUCUCCUUAAAGGAGUAGUUGCAACAACUGAUGUUGUUGAGGCUUGCACUGGUGUCAAUGUUGCGGUCAUGGUUGGUGGAUUCCCACGGAAAGAAGGAAUGGAAAGGAAAGAUGUUAUGUCAAAAAAUGUCUCUAUUUAUAAAUCUCAAGCCUCUGCACUUGAGAAACAUGCUGCUGCAAACUGUAAGGUUCUGGUUGUAGCAAACCCUGCAAAUACAAAUGCCCUAAUUUUGAAGGAGUUUGCUCCAUCAAUUCCUGAGAAAAACAUAACAUGCUUAACAAGAUUGGAUCACAACAGGGCACUGGGUCAAAUUUCUGAGCGAUUGAGUGUUCAAGUCAGUGAUGUUAAAAAUGUUAUAAUUUGGGGCAAUCAUUCAUCAACCCAGUACCCCGAUGUCAAUCAUGCCACAGUUAAAACACCAGCUGGUGAAAAGUAUGUCCGAGAACUGGUUUCUGAUGAUGAUUGGUUGAGAGGGGAAUUCAUUUCUACUGUGCAACAACGUGGUGCUGCCAUUAUCAAAGCAAGGAAGCUAUCCAGUGCCUUGUCAGCUGCAAGUGGUGCAUGCGAUCACAUUCGUGAUUGGGUGCUUGGUACUCCUGAGGGAACCUGGGUUUCCAUGGGCGUUUACUCUGAUGGCUCUUACAAUGUGCCUGCCGGGCUAAUAUAUUCUUUCCCAGUGACUUGUCGCAAUGGAGAGUGGAGUAUUGUGCAAGAUCUUUCUAUUGAUGAAUUCUCAAGGAAGAAAAUGGAUGCCACAGCGGAGGAGCUAUCCGAGGAGAAGGCUCUUGCAUACUCUUGCCUCACUUAAAAACUCUCAUCAACUUUUUCUGAAGUGGAUUGCAGGCCUGCCGCCUGAUGCUUUUGCCAUGUGAGGACAAGCUGGAGUUUUUUUAAUAAAUUGACUUACUUUGAUCAUCGAUCGAAGCAGUAGUUAUGAAGCUGCUUUUCCAUGUAUUUCGUGUGCAUUUCAUCUGUACUUUUCUGUGUUCUCUUUGGAUUCGACCUAACUUUCAAAGCUAUUAUCGAGUCAUGUUUUUAAGCUUA